Anopheles maculipalpis is the source of this 2037-nucleotide messenger RNA. RefSeq lists its product as uncharacterized. The transcript has a single exon. The record is from RefSeq and is a predicted model, not a curated record. Lineage: Eukaryota; Metazoa; Arthropoda; Insecta; Diptera; Culicidae. Bases 1 to 2037 code for a protein of 678 amino acids.
AUGGCAAAAUUAAUCGGAAACUCAAUUAUAAAGUUCACUGUACACUUCGGUUUACUACAGUGGGCAAUCAUGGCAGGUUUCCGGGUCGUUGUGCUGGCAACAAAUGAAAAUGCGGUUAGCUCUGUUUACUCGGACGGUCACAAUUACUUCAGGAUGAUCAACGAUUAUGAGCAUAUGGCUGAGGAUCAUCGGGCGGAGCAGAGGAUUAGUGAUCGUUCCGAUGCGUUUACACUCUCGAGUGAUCGUCGCAGUGUGGUGGAGUGUGGUGGAGUUUACAAACGGCUGCAGAGUGAGAUCCGGUCGCCUAGCUUCCCGAACGACUAUCAGGGACAUUUGCACUGCGAGUACACGUUCAAAUCGCCGUUUGUCUGUAGCAGUCAGUAUCACUUUCAGUUCGUUGAUUUUGCGCUGGAACCAUCGCGGAACUGUAGCAAAGAUCGUCUGGUGAUUGGGGACGAUGAAGUCCUCUGUGGCACGGUGAUAGGUUCGAAGCUGUACAAUGCACCUGGUGGUUUGUUGCGCAUGAAGUUUAUUACCGACGGAUGGGGCUCGGGGCGAGGAUUCCGUCUCCUUGUCACGAGACAACCGUGCAGUGAUGAUAAUGAGGCUGCCGAAUCUUCAACAGCAUAUUCCGUAUUCACCACAAUUCAGGUUGCUGAAGAAACAGAAUCGAGUGGUGAAGAGACGGCAACGGAAACGCCAGGAGAUGUUAAAAUUGUGAGCAGUCGACAAGACAUACCGCCCGAGUUUAACCCGGGAGGCAACGGAUAUCUACCUCCGGUGACUGCUCCAACUCCAACCUACCCAACGCCAACCUAUCCUCCGCCAAACUUUCCCUGUCCAGCGCCGUGUGCGUACUCACCAUGGGGAUGUUCUGCUCCAAACUACCCAUUAACGCCAAUUUAUCCACCCAGAUACCCUUGCGAUCCACGAGUUCAAUCAUGCACUCCUUCCUAUCCAAGUUAUCCUUCAUACCCACAACAACCUGUUCCAGUGCAACCGCCAAAUCCUCUCUGUCCGUCAACUCCAUGUGCCCCUGCACCAUCCGUUCCUCAAUAUCCUCAAUAUCCUCCCUAUUAUCCCGGCUAUCCAUCAGGACCAUCCGUCACAGAGGGCACUACAUCCCUUGGAGGACCUCCACCAGGCUAUCCGGUAAAGACGGAAGCAAAGCCCGAAUUCCCCGAACCCACAACGGAACGCGUUCCUCAGGGUGUUGAACCGGAGAACCAGGUUUCGUUUGUCCCUGGAAUUGGGCCUGCGUGCUGCAGAAAUGCUUUCAAUCAGCGACGCUUCUACCUCUCCAGUGGCAACUUCCCCUCACAGACGACCGUCAAUCAGGACUGCGUUGUGCAAGUACAGCGGAGCUCUCCCUACAUCUGCCGUCUGGUGAUUAUGUUCAAAUUUUUCCUCCUCGGCAACGAUCAGCUCCCGGGAUGUGCGGGUGGUUUCGUUGAGAUCGAUGGACAGCGUAUUUGCGGUUGCCGAACCGGGCAGGUCUACCGUACGGCAGACUUCGGUCCUUAUCCCACCAAAACGAUUCGCAUUCACUCGCAAGCGAAUCGUUUCCCCACCGUGCAAGGCUUCGUACUGGAUGUAUAUCAGGAAGAAUGUCCUCAACGGUUCCCACUGAAACGGAGCGAUGAGUACGGUAGGGUACGGUUUGUCCCGCAGAGUCAACCACAGCAAAACAACCGAUUCAGCUUCGAAAUGGCCCGUGUCGAGGGAGGACAGCUUGCCGUGCCGGUUCAAACCAUCCAAACGACCAACACAAGUCAACAGGUUACACACCAGUACUACGUCUACAAUCUAGAUGAUGCGAAACCAAUCACACGCCCGCCGGAUGUCCCAUUCGUGCCGGCCGAAAGUCAACAGCAGGUGCUACAGUACCGCCCAGGGGUUCCGAUUCCGGAGAAAUUCGUUCAGCUACCGUCUGCUUCGCAGCCGGGCGGACCGAACCGCUGUCUAUUUAGUUCGCUCGAUUGGCUUCGGUUAAAGCUGGACUGGCUGUGGAUCUUUAAGCCGUUGUGCUUACCUUGA